Sporothrix brasiliensis 5110 is the source of this 336-nucleotide messenger RNA. RefSeq names its product large subunit ribosomal protein LP2. Bases 1 to 336 code for a protein of 111 amino acids. Gene Ontology annotation, molecular function: structural constituent of ribosome. Gene Ontology annotation, biological process: cytoplasmic translational elongation; translation. The record is from RefSeq and is a predicted model, not a curated record. The transcript has a single exon. Lineage: Eukaryota; Fungi; Ascomycota; Sordariomycetes; Ophiostomatales; Ophiostomataceae. Gene Ontology annotation, cellular component: ribosome; cytosolic large ribosomal subunit.
AUGAAGCACCUCGCAGCUUACCUCCUGCUCACCCUGGGCGGCAACGCCUCCCCCUCUGCCAAGGACAUCGAGGCCGUCCUCGAGUCCGUCGGCAUUGAGGCCGAUGAGGAGCGCCUGAACACGCUCCUGUCGGAGCUCAAGGACAAGGACAUCAACGAGCUGAUCUCUGAGGGCAGCUCCAAGCUGGCGUCCGUCCCCUCGGGCGGUGCCGCUGCCGCUGCCUCGGGCGGUGCCGCCGCUGGCGGCGCUGCUGCCGCCGACGCCCCGGCCGAGGAGGCCAAGGAGGAGGAGAAGGAGGAGUCUGACGACGACAUGGGCUUCGGCCUGUUUGACUAA